Messenger RNA from Phytophthora sojae, 290 nucleotides. RefSeq lists its product as hypothetical. The record is from RefSeq and is a predicted model, not a curated record. NCBI's taxonomy places the organism in Eukaryota, Oomycota, Peronosporomycetes, Peronosporales, Peronosporaceae. The transcript has a single exon. The coding region runs from base 7 to 201 and encodes 64 amino acids.
CAGCGCAUGAAGCGCGUCAUGCGCACGCUGGAGGAGCAGAUCGAAGUCACCGCGCGCAGUCUUGCGGCCAUGGAGCAGCUGGGAUCACACCUGAAGCGGGUCACCGACUUGUUACAGGAAGCGGGGGUCAUGCCGAUUGGAGGCGUUGGAGAGCACGAGCCGUUCACGGACGCACAGGAGCAGCAGCUACAUGUCCCUUGACCAAGCGGAGGGCCACUAUUUAUUGCCGCGAUGAUUUUCUUGACUGUUUAAGAGAUGUAACACCUGAACCACGUUCUUCACCACUCGUC